This is a messenger RNA of Symbiodinium necroappetens, 453 nucleotides long. Lineage: Eukaryota; Dinophyceae; Suessiales; Symbiodiniaceae. The record is from the annotation of a GenBank genome assembly.
AUGCUUCCGCGCGAGGAGUCCUCGGAUCUCGGGGCCUGGCUCAAGGCCAGCCGCAUCUUGUGGCAUUCCGUCGAUGCCGCCGGCGCGGAGAUGGGAAAUCGGAUAUGGGCCAGCACGAUGGCCCUUCUGGCGUUCUCGAAACAGCUGGAUGCAAGUUGCAUCUGUUCGUCGCCAGACCCUUUUGCGCGGGAAGCAGUCGUCGAAACGAUUGGCGACAUUUUGUCUUUCCUCAGGCUCGAUCUGCGAGCCUGCCCAAGUGCGGCAAAUGGUGGCGCAGACCCCGACAUGGUUGGUCAACACCAGUUAUCCCUUUCUGAUGCGAUGCGCCAGGUUCCCGCAAGCGCGUUCCGCGCCUGGGCCAUCAGUCUGGUAAAGCUUGCGAGUGUCCAGGCCGGCCUCGAAAUUGAGGACUUGGCCGAGGUCUUUCGCGAGGCGAUCUUGGCACUCGACUAG